GGGUAUGUUUAAUUUCUUUAGUAGCAUAAUUAUUGCUGAUCGGUGCUAUGGCCCAAACAACCACAAUUGAUGAUGUAAUAAUAAUUGGUGCUGGUGUUAGUGGCCUUGCUGCUGCUAAUUUUUUACAAAAGUAUACAGAAAAUGUGAAGAUAAAGAUGUUGGAGGCCAAGGGCAGAUGUGGUGGUCGAGUACUUGGUAAAAAGCUGUCUACGGCAAAUGGAACUGAAAGUUUCGAUCUUGGUGGUCAAUGGUUUGCAAGCACUCAGAAGAAUGUUGUGCGUUUAUUGGAAGAACAUGGUUUAGAAACAUAUAAACAAUACACAGAUGGCAAAACAAUGAAUAUUUUAGACAAAGGAAAAAAAUUUUACACAAAUGAUUUGCUCGAUGUCACGUUGGAUGCCUUGCCGCACAUUUAUGAUUUGGUUAGAGGCUUUAAAAAGUUUGAUGAUUUGGCACAAAUGAUAUCAAUUGAGGACCCCAUGUCUCAUCCAUCAGCAAGAGAAUGGGACUCCAUGACGAUGGAGACUGCAAAGAAUUGGUUGUUUUUUACACAGGCCUGUCGAAAAUUGUUGGACCUUAGUGUAUUAAGUGUGUUUGGGCUGCAUCCACGCCAAGUGUCGUUUCUUUAUGUGUUGAUGUACUUCAAAUGCGGUGGAGGAUGUGCAUCAAUGCUGGACGAUACUUUUGAAGGAAAUGCACAAGAAUAUAAAGUGAAGGGUGGUAUGUUUCAAUUGGUAGACAGACUUGCUGAUUGUAUUAGACACGAAAACAUACUGACCAAUACACCUGUCACCAAGAUUGACAUGUCUGAAGAAGGUAUAUGUCGAAUUGGAACCCUAGAUGGGCAAACGUUUGCUUCGAAGUAUGUUAUCCUAACUAUUCCACCACACCUUCGAUCUAAAAUUGAAUUCUCUCCUCCACUACCGUGUUAUCACUCAAAAUUUAUUGAACAUCAGCACCCUGGUCAUCUUAUUAAGUUUGUUGCUACCUACGAAAGAAGAUUUUGGGUUGAUCAUGGCUUGUCUGGGUUAACGUUCCACUGGCCUUUUUAUGAGAUGGAAACACCACAUCCAGUACAUAUAACAUUUGAUGCAACCACUACCUUAGGAAGCCCGGCAAUCCUUGGUUUUAUUGAAGGAUCAUUUGGUGAUAGAACAGCUGCUGAGUUAGAGGAAGGCAUUCUUAGAUCGUUGGUUUUAUUUUUUGGACCUGACGCCGAAACACCGAUGGAUUUAGUUGUACAGAACUGGGAAAAAGAACCAUACAACGGCGGUUGUCCUGUGGAUUUUUCUGCACCAGGUGCGAUCUCUUUAUAUGGCGAUGUCUGGUUGAGAAAGCCUUUUUAUAACGUUCACUUUGCCGGUACCGAAUCAGCGACUAUAUGGCGCGGACUUAUUGAUGGCGCAAUACAAUCAGGACAAAGAGCAGCGAUUGAAAUUUUACAGAAAAUGGACCCUGAUUACCAUCACUCUGUCUUGAAGUAUAAAGAUGUUUUUCUUCCAGGAACAGAACACGCAUAUAAACUUCCAUAUUAUGUUUUAAAUGGAUUAAUUUUGUGUGCUGGCGUAUUGGUGAUGGGAUGUGUUGCAUGGAGUGUUCAUAGCAGGGUAAUCACCUUUAAUGGAAUCAAUGAAAGAUUAAUUAAAAUGUUUUAACGUAUGUACUGAUUGUAAAGACAUUAGCGAAGAAGAAUGUAAAAAAUGUACUUUCGAACUCCAUCACAGGUAGCUAGAAGUUGUACGGUUAAAAAUAUUGGCAUGCUAACUUGGACAAUCUGUUAAAUAAAGAUUCUUUUCUUAUAGCCAGGGAGAAGAAUUCAAUGUCUAACUUUGUUAAAAGCUCUUGAAUUAAAAGUAAAACUCAUUGCAUAUUGUAAGAUAUAUAUAAAAUUAGCAAUUAGACCAUAUCAUAUAAUCACUAAAGCACAGUGAAGGAGUCCGCUUUAUAUGGGAUUUUGGCAAACGUUCAAGGUUUUUUAUAACAAUUUACGCAUUCAUAUUCCUGAUCGUCUCAGAUUGCCAAAGAUGUAUAGAUAUCCCAUUCCCGAGCAGGUUAACCAAUAAUACAUUUUGAUUAUUAUUAUCUACAACAAUCCCAUCACAACAAGUAUAUCAAUGUGAAGUGCGCCUAUUUAUUUGUGAGACCCUAAUUAAUUUGCCGUAACGAGCUUAUGUUUGCGUUAAUUAAACUCCGCUUCUUGUUUUGCCAGUCUGCAUUUUAAGAUCGCGCUUCAUACCAAUCAAUUACAAGAAAAGAGGAGAAUCGAGUAUUUGAUUAAUUCGUGUUGUAUUUUCCCUUAUUUCUUUAAACCAAAAUAAUCAGUUACGUCAAUUAUUAUUGUCUUGUUGAUGUCAUGUUAUGGCUUACUUAUACUCCCUCUAUUACAUCUUCUUCUAUGUUAUAUGGUGUCGUUCGGUUUGUUUUUCUAUAGACUGUUGCAAAUUAUUUAGGGCGGCGAAAAAUCAAAUUCUUCCUGAAACUUCUGAUAACAUUUACUGAUGCUCAAAUUAUUUUUAAGAAGUUGCCGCCAUAUAAUGUAUAAUAAGGUUGUGUGGCGUUGAUAUACAUAGUGUUUAAUAACACUAUGUAGCCAGCGUAAAAAGGGGUGAAAUGGUAUCAUGUUAGAAAAGGUCAGAAAAUCUAUUAAUAUGUUUAAAGUUAUCAAGCUUUCAAAAAAUACAUUUUAUUCUGUAGAUUAGUAAAAAAAUUUCUAGGAAGUAUAGUAAUGAGAAACAGCUUUCGUGCAUCAUUUGACAUAUCGUGAACUUUAUUUUUAGUAGAAAAAUUGUUGAGUGUUAUCAUUUUUGAGAGCAGAUUAAGUAGGUUAGAAAGUUCUUCACGAUUACUGUGCAUAUUUUAGUUUCUGUCAUCUCAGUUUCAAUCGGUAAGUUCAUGCCCAAACAUUUUUUACGCAUUGCCUAAAAACUAACAGGAAAAGCAUGGGCAAAAGGUUGAUGGAAAUGAUCACAUAAUGAUAUACAUGACUUUUAAUGCUUUAGAAGAUUCGUUUGGGUGUUGCAAACACGUGAAGUAUAGACGGUGGGUUUGACUGAUUUUUGUGUUUAAUAAGUAUCCAAUGAGUAACAUUUUUCUAAUUUUAUUUGUUUACUUCUCAAUAGAUGUGUAUCUUAAAGUUUGCGUUGUAGUAAUUCUCUUAUUGUGCAUCUCAUAUCCUGAGAUGACUGCAGCUAGAAGGAUUAUUUGCGGUCGAUCGUUAUUGCUGAAGUACAAACAGAUAUGUCACUUAAAGAGAAAACGACGAGAUACAGGUAGGAUGAUCAGAAACGGAUAUGUAAAC
Hydractinia symbiolongicarpus is the source of this 3298-nucleotide messenger RNA. Its product is annotated as probable flavin-containing monoamine oxidase A. Gene Ontology annotation, molecular function: oxidoreductase activity. Bases 48 to 1655 code for a protein of 535 amino acids. NCBI's taxonomy places the organism in Eukaryota, Metazoa, Cnidaria, Hydrozoa, Anthoathecata, Hydractiniidae. The transcript is spliced from 11 exons. The record is from RefSeq and is a predicted model, not a curated record.